CCUCAACAAUACUGCUAACCCUUCACUGGGACAACUGAACUCAGAAACACAGCAAGAGAUCAUAUUUGAAUAUGGCUCAGAGUGACCUCCUCUAUCCAGAAAACCCAAGGAGACGGCAGCAAGUAAACCGUCUUCAUCAACAGCUCCUUGACUGCUUAGCUGACAGCUUCCAUGCCACCAAUAAGCUGAUUGGAGUUUUAAACAUGCACCUGGGGUGCAGACUGGACUUCAUAGAGAUGAAAAGAGAUGGGAGUAUCAAGGAAAACUGUGAUAUUAUCAUCCAUGCCAUGGUAAAUAUCCAAAAGAAAUUGCAAAAGGUUGAUGAGGCGCUCAAAGAUAAACUAGAGCCAACCCUUUAUAGAAAACUUCAGGAUAUUAAGGAAAAGGAAACGGAGAAAAUUGCAAUCGUACAAAAGGUUAUUUCAGUCAUCCUGGGAGAAGCAACUUCUGCCGCCAGUGCAGUGGCUGUUAAACUUGUGGGCUCAAACAUCACAACUGGCAUAAUUAACAAGCUGGUCGCUGUAUUAGCUCAAAUUGGUGCUUCUCUCCUUGGCAGCAUAGGAGUUGCUGUUCUUAGCCUUGGCAUAGACAUGAUCAUCCGUGCCAUCCUGGGAGCAGUGGAGAAAACACAGCUUCAAGCAGCUAUCAAAAGUUAUGAGAAGCAUCUGGUGGAAUUCAAGUCUGCCUCCAAAAAAUAUCAUCAAGCCAUUACUGAGGUCACCAAGACAGUGAGACAGCAAACGAAAUAAACAUUGCCCACAGGAAUAUUUUUCUGCUUCUCUCCAGUAACAGCAUUUUGCCUCUUUAACUUUCAUUUUCUAUAAGUUUUCAAUAUGAAGAUAAAUAUAGCAAACAACUUGAGCUAGUAAAACUAGUUGAUGAGUCUAGUUUUUACCAACAUGAGUGCCUAGAUUUGCAAGGAUGUCAGGAUAAAUGCUGUGGUGGAGCAGCAGGUAUAGGAGUUACCUUCUCCUUUUUUCAUUUCCCAAAUCCUUAAAUUUACAUUAAAUUCAGAGACUUAUUCCUACCAUAACCCUCAGACAUCAUCUUGUUCUAUGGGGGCAUAAUACGCCGACCAAGACAAAAAUCCUGGGCCAUCCAAUGGGAUAGAAAUACUAAUGGCAAAUAAUUCUGGCCAAGUUUCAAUCCAAUUUUCUAUAAACUUGAACAAACUGAAAUGGCUUGUAAAAAUUUACUUGAAAGGACACAAUGGUUACAACUUCCACUAAUUACACUAAUGCCUGGAUGGACUUUUAUAAAGGUUGCAAUCAAACUUGACUAGUUUUAGUGUGAUAAACUGUCCUCAAGUGAAUGUUUGAACAGUCUGGAACAUUAAAAACAAGCAAAUCCCAGCUCUACACGCAUAAAAUGCAUUUAGGACACACGACAGGAAAUUGCUGCUUUUAAGAAUUUAAAGAAAAAUCAUAAAUACCUUACUAACUAUACAGACAAAUGAAAUUUUGUUUCCAAUACUAGCAGGAGGAAACAACUUUUUCUCUAUAAAACUUCAAUGAAGGCCCUCCCUGGUGGAGCAAGGGUUAAAGUGCAGC
Condylura cristata (star-nosed mole) is the source of this 1550-nucleotide messenger RNA. RefSeq names its product single-pass membrane protein with coiled-coil domains 3 (gene SMCO3). The coding region runs from base 72 to 749 and encodes 225 amino acids. The transcript has 2 exons. The record is from RefSeq and is a predicted model, not a curated record. Lineage: Eukaryota; Metazoa; Chordata; Mammalia; Eulipotyphla; Talpidae.